AUGCCAUCCUCGAGCCUUGCUUUCGGGCAGAACCAGCCAUUUGACUCCAUUGCUGGCCCUACAUAUGUGACUGCGCAAACGUUGAUCCAACAAGUCGCCUAUUCUUUGUCAGACAAGCUCUUCACCUACUCUCCUGAUACCUUUGACUUGGAUGUUUCCGCCUCGGAAUGGUUUGCUCAAGGCGAGAAGAAUGCCAAUGGCUAUGCUACCUCGGUCCAUCCCAUACAGGUCAGACAAGGUGCCGGCAGCAUAGCACUUGGGUAUAUAUUUUCGAAAGACUUUGACCUGAAAAGGAGACAUAUCCCGCAAGGCCUCUUGGCUUCCUCGUCGAGCUUACGAUAUCUAAAAUCUGCCCUGGAACAGUUGUCUCUGCUAUACAAUGUGGCAAAUCCAUUUGUGGCCCAUAUAGCCGCAGCUGACUACAUGGGAUCCAAGAAAGGUGGCAUGGUGGCGGAUUAUACAAACGCGAUGGCGGUGGCUGAAGACCUGGGAUAUGGAAUGGUGUCGAGCACCUCAGCGUACGAGUCACAACACAUGGCACUACUUGCGACAACCAUGGCACAAAUCUUGCCGACAUUCCAUAUUUAUGACGGUGUUAAGGUUGGGCGAGAAACAACAAGGGUUGUCGACGUUCUCGACCGGGCAGGAUUGAGAAGAGCAUAUCAUUCUGUGAUAGCGGCGGGUGCUACAACCGACAACAAGCACAUGGAUAUUCAGGGACGAGCUAUGAAGCUGCUGCAAUCUUUCAACGACGAACUUGGCAGCGACUAUCAAUUCUUUGAAUAUUCUGGUCAUCCUUUGCCGGAUGCUGUUCUCGUAACUUUUGGGUCCAUUGAAUCAUCAUUGGCUCGUCAGGUUGCUUCAGUUUUGUCAAAGCAGGAUACUCGGGUUGGUGCCAUUAAUGUUCGAAUAUAUAGGCCUUUUGUGGAAGAGGAGUUUCUGAGGGUACUGCCGAAGUCCACUAAAGUCCUCGGGGUGCUGGGCCAAGUUAUUGACAAGAAUGCUGUGCGGGAACCUAGCAUUCGCUCGUCAUUGUACGAGGAUAUCCUUCCUGCACUUGCGUUCAGUGGCGUUAAGGCGCAAGUUCAGGAGCUCAAGUACUCAAGAUCUCAAAACUGGACCUCCAUCGAAAUCGCUGCAGCUUUUCAAACCAUCAUCGGCAAACCUGUUCUUAUCGAAGGCAUUAAUGGCACCGCAUCAGCACUGGAAUUAUUGGACUCCUCUGUUCAGCAGUACUCGUUCUGGGAUGUUGACCAAUCCCCCUUGGCAGAGGCAGCAACGAUUCUUGCCAGAACACUUUCGAAAGACUCUUCGAAUAAUGUUACAACAAGCAGCAUCUACGACAAUGAACUAGAGGGCGGCUCGGUAAGGAUAGAUAUUCGCAAGUCACCCAAAAGUCUUGAAGCGAGUUUUUCUAUAGAUGCAGCUGAAGCAAUUGUCGUUGGUGAGGUGAAAUUGUUAGCGAAAGUCAAUAUCGUCAAGAGUGUCAAAGACGGAGGCAAUAUAAUACUAAAACUCCCAGGUGUGAAGGACGAAGAUGUCGAGAAGAAGCUCCCAGUCUCUUUCAGGAAAGUUAUUGCUCAACGCGCUAUAAAUCUGUUCUUGGUCGAUCCAGCUGCCACUACCCUAGCAGAGAAAGAUAACGUGGAGCCAAUCAUCAUGGAAACUGCCUUUACGCGAGUUGCUUUACGUGACGUGGAGCCCACAGCUCUCAAAAAGUUAGCUGCGAUCGUCGGGCAACCAGAAUUGGUCGAAGCAGUUUCCAAAGAUCUGGACAAUACUUUACGCGAAAUCGAAGUCCCAAAAUCAUGGGCCGAUACCGAGCCCGAGAGCGAGGAAAAGAUUUUGUCGCCAGAUCUUUCUUGUAACAGUUUCGUUGGCUUCGACAAGGACGAAUCCGAACCACUUUCCCAGCUUCGAACAUGGCAAAAGGCGGCAAAAGGAUUGCUCUUUAAAGAGGCUUAUAACACCAAACCAGCGCUGCGUCCAGACCUGCCCAUCAAAACCUUCACGGUACACGUCAAAGAGAAUCGUCGUCUUACGCCAUCAUCCUAUGAUCGAAAUAUCUUCCAUAUCGAAUUUGAUCUUGGAGCUUCUGGCCUUAAGUAUGACAUUGGAGAAGCUCUUGGUAUCCACGCUGAAAACGAUCCAACCGAAGUGAUGGAAUUCAUCAAGUUCUAUGGUCUCGACCCCGAAGAAGUAGUCGAAGUGGCCAGCCGUGAGGAUCCAUCUGUCUUCGAAAACAGAACGGUCUAUCAAUCCCUUGUUCAGAACAUCGACAUCUUUGGUCGCCCACCAAAACGAUUUUAUGAAGCUCUGGCCAAUUUUGCAGACAAUGAAGGUGAAGAAAAAGAGCUCCGCAUCCUUGGUGGCCCAGAGGGAGCUAAGGAAUUCCAACGGCGCGCCGAAGUUGAUACAAUCACAUAUGCCGAUGUCCUUCUUGAAUUUCCUUCUGCUCAUCCUUCAUUUCACGACAUCGUUCGUAUAGUAGCACCUAUGAAACGUCGCGAAUACUCCAUUGCAUCCUGUCAGGCCGUGACACCGUCAUCAGUCGCCCUCAUGGUUGUCGUUGUCAACUGGGUAGACCCCAAAGGCCGGGACCGCUUCGGACAGGCUACACGCUAUCUCAGCAAACUCCCUCUCGGGUCGCCAAUCACGGUUUCUACCAAGCCGUCCGUAAUGAAACUUCCUCCAAAGAGCAUCCAACCCCUCAUCAUGGCAGGUUUGGGCACCGGGCUCGCCCCCUUCCGAGCUUUCGUGCAACACCGCGCGAUGGAAAAGGCCCAAGGUAAAGAAAUCGGCUCUGUCCUUCUGUACAUGGGCUCUCGUCACCAGCGAGAAGAGUACUGCUAUGGUGAGGAAUGGGAAGCUUAUCAGGAUGCCGGUGUCAUUACCCUUCUUGGCCGCGCCUUCUCCCGAGACCAGCCGCAGAAGAUCUAUAUCCAAGAUCGGAUGAGGCAGACCAUGACCGACAUCAUCCAGGCUUAUAUCAAGGAAGAUGGGGCUUUCUAUCUGUGCGGACCGACAUGGCCGGUGCCGGAUGUGACGAAUGUGCUGGAGGAGGCGAUCGCGAUAGAUGCUAAGGCGGUGGGAAAUAAGAAGGUCGAUCCCAGAAAGGAGAUCGAGAAAUUGAAGGAUGAGGGCAGGUAUGUUUUGGAAGUUUACUAG
This is a messenger RNA of Endocarpon pusillum Z07020, 3168 nucleotides long. RefSeq lists its product as uncharacterized. The record is from RefSeq and is a predicted model, not a curated record. Lineage: Eukaryota; Fungi; Ascomycota; Eurotiomycetes; Verrucariales; Verrucariaceae. The transcript has a single exon. Bases 1 to 3168 code for a protein of 1055 amino acids. Gene Ontology annotation, cellular component: cytosol. Gene Ontology annotation, molecular function: FMN binding; sulfite reductase (NADPH) activity; oxidoreductase activity, acting on the aldehyde or oxo group of donors.